AUGUCUUCGCUAAGGAUUCUGGUGAUUGGAAACAAUCCGAACGUUCUAUUUUAUGCUUGGAGAUUACAGCAAUCGAAAAGCGUGAGCGUUAUUUAUGUCAGUAGCGCAGCCCUCGGCGAAAUUAAGAUCGAGACAGAACAGUAUGGGAGCGAAACCUUCCGCUUUAAAAACCACUACGAGAGUGUAGAUGAUCUGUUGAAGCGAAGUGAACAAUCUGUGUUUGAUUUGGUUAUUUUGAGUGCUUCGUCACUACAAGAGAUCUCAUCAGUGUCGGGCAAACUUAAUGCGCUUUUGAACGUGAAUACGAAAAUAUUAGUGGAAAGCACUGGAUUUGUGCAUUUAGAGCCAUUUGUUCGCAUGUCAAUUGAGUUCAAAAAGCUGAAGGUGUUCUCAAUUAUGUCGGAGUUUGACAUUCGCCAAGUCUCGGCAAGCACGUUCAAACAGUUUAACGGGAAAAAUGGGAAUUGCAAAAUUUACCUGGGAACGUCGAUGACGAAACAGACCUCGAGCUCUGGAGCCCGAUAUUUGAACGAGGACGCCGCUCUGCUCGAGACUUUCAAACGGCUUUUCAGCAAGCUGUUCCCACGUGAUCAGCUUGACCUAUGUGGUCUGUCGGGACUCGACUUCCUUUGCCAACAGUGGUCAUUGGCACUGCCCAAGAUCUGCUUUGACCCCCUUAUGAUUCUGCUUGAGGUUUCACAACCUGCCAAGCUACAGGAACAGAUUUUGGCCAAGCCCCUCAUCUCGGGCCUUAUAACCGAGGUAAUAACGGUGACUAAGAGUAUGGGCGCUAGGUUACCGCAGGGCCUAGAUAAUGAGAGCACUUUAGUGGUCAACUGGCUCGAUUUCAACCAUAACGAUACGCCGAAGCUACUCUAUCACUUUUUGCGCAAAUCGGCUUCCUUGGACAUAGACAUGCUGCUACUGCAGCCCAUCCUUCUCGCGGACGAUUACGGCAUAAAAACGCCGUAUCUUGAGUUUUUAUAUUCCAUGAUGUGCCAAUUACAGAAGAUUAACAAUGGUCAGUCGGAGUUGUUCGGACGCCUGGAUGAUCACAAGAACAACAAAGACGAAAUAGCUCGGGUGAAGCAACAAUGCAACUCUUUACAAAAUGAAUUAAAGGAUAGAACUUUGAAUUAUGAAACGAAAAUUGGGCAGUAUGACGAACAGAUGCGCAUGCAGGAACAGCGUAGUAAUCAACUAAUUGCCGAAAACUCCCAGCUCAAGGCUGAAAUGGCAAAAGCUAGAGCAGACCUCUCACUAGCUAUGGAAAAAGCUAGCACUGCAGAGAACAAUUUGCGUCAAAUGAUGUUGAAAGAAAAGACCCCGCCUGGAUCAGAUUUGGACAAUUCUGGUCAUGCAAACGGUCCAACAAGCAACUCAGGGACUCCAAACAUGCAUGAUAUCGAAGAUUUUGCUGUGUACGGCGUUGUGUAUGGCAAUAACUCACCCGGAGUAGCCAAAGAUGAAAGCAGUACGGAGGUACCCGCUCCUGCCACUGAGCCACCCAUCGCUUCUUUCAGUCGUGAGAAUAAUGGCAGCGAUGUUUCGCUGCGAGAACGCGAACUUGGUAUACGCAAGAAGGAAUUAGAACUGCAAGAAAAGGAAAUGGAACUACAAAGACGAGCGGCAGCACAACCAAGGCCGCAAAAAUUUCCUCCUCAACCUUUCCCCGGCCAUCAAGUGAAUCCUCCUCCACAAUUUUCAACUGGCGGUGCAUCAAGAAAGUCUUCUUACUCGCAGUUAGGUGGUAGAAAUGGAAGGGGUGUACAAGGGGCGCAAAUUAAUAGCGCCAACUUCAUUGAUCCGUUAGCCACAGGAGCACCACAGCGCCCCAUGAACAACGGUAACGGGAUACCAAACCCAGUCGUAAACCACGCCCAUCCUUCUCAUCCCAUUAAAGCUACCAGCAGAAAGAAUCGACGUAGCAACAUGCCAAAUUUGAGAAAUGCAUCUAGUUCAGAUGUUCUCUCAAUGGCUGCGACCGGCGCUGCUCCUCAAGGAGUACCCGUGAAUAACACUAACCCAGCUCCCCGCCUAAAUGCGCCACCUAAAAGCGGAGGAAACCCGUCUGUGGUCCACAGGUUCAAUAACGGUAGUCAUCCUCAGCUGGGCCCCGUUGCACCUAUUCCUGCACAUCAAGCUAGAUCCAAUUCUACUCCGUCACCGGUUGCACUUCAGCAGCGCCAGAUAAGUACCAGCACUACGGUUGACGAUAGUCGUCAAAAUUUGCAAGCUAAUUUGUCAGUGAAUUCAGUUGUUCACAGCCCGUUAGCAACCCAGCAAUUCCAAGCAGCUCAUGCCGAAGAGGGACAAACGAUUGAAGUCCCCGAAUAUUCAGCGCCUGGUACUCCUGUGGUACCUCCAAGUGACAGCACACCUACGGAUUCUUCCAGCCACGAUCAAAGUCAGGCUCUUAAUCAAGAAUCAGCAACCUCUGGAUCUGCUUCUCCAUCUGUAAAGAAAAAGUCCAAGUUUGGCAUUUUCGGCAAGAAGAAGAAGUCACAGAAGUGA
Messenger RNA from Lachancea mirantina, 2514 nucleotides. The record is from the annotation of a GenBank genome assembly. Lineage: Eukaryota; Fungi; Ascomycota; Saccharomycetes; Saccharomycetales; Saccharomycetaceae.